GCGGGGCCGGGGGGAGCCGCGGGGCCGUGAGCGGGGUAGGCUGCGCCCGUACUUAAGCGCUCUGCCCGAGUCGCUGACGUCUUUCGAAUUGGAGACGGGCUGCCCCCCUCCCGCCCCGGGCUCCCGCGGACACGGCCGGGGACGGAGGUACGAGUAUCUGUCUAGAAUGUCCAGGCAUGCGAAAAAGCUUAGAGAUCAUGAUAUAAAUCCAUGUAUAGCGGAAACAGAUGCCACUACAAAAUGUAUGAAUGACAACAACUAUAACAAGGAUCUGUGUACUGAUUAUUUUUUGAAGUACAAAAACUGCAGAAAAUUCUGGCAUGAAAUUAUGAUGCAAAGGAAGAGAAGUGGUGUGAAACCUGAGAUGCCCCCAGCAGAAGAAAGAAAGAAAAUCUUGGACUCGAUGGGGAAGCUCUACUAACUAGAAACCCGAAUUCAUUGACUGUUGUCACUGUACAUAAGAAGACUUAGCAGCAGCUAGUUACCAUUUUAUGAACUGGAUUUUACAGUUGCCAUACCUUGGAUUAAAAUAAGAUCUUAAAUUUUGAAAUGUGUGAGCUUUCUAGGAUAGAACUUCCUGGGUUACUCAUACUUCCUGUCAUAGGAACCUGACCUCUUUUUAUUGUAAGAUACGGAAAUAGUGCAACUUCUGUAGAAACUUUUGGAAGUAGAAACUACUUUGCUGUGAAAUUAUAAAUCUAAAAUUAAUGGGACAUGCAGAAAGUCUGUUAGAAAAGAUGGGAUUGGUGAGCAUUGCAGUGUGGUUCUAAGUUCUAAAACUGGAGGCCGUUGAGAAGCUGGUACAUGCAACUUAUUUCUUGCACUCAGCUGUUCUGCUCAAUAGUAUGGAUUUAUCAUGUGUGAUUUUAUCACUAUUUUCACUUGUGUUGAAUUCUGUGUCCCCAGUUAAAAUAAGACUGUUCCUAAACUAAAAUCCUAAAUCCAGCAAGCUUAUCAUUAGGUCUGCUGCUGUACUUGUCAGUGACAGCAGAAGCUUGCAGUUAAUCAGAUCUGCAAGUUUUGCUUGUUAGAAGGUUAGGGAGACUGGUGAAGAUAAAACUGAACUGCUCAGGUCUGAGCUGAAUAGUAAUUUCUGUGGAUAGUAAAUAGAUACUUUGGUGGCGGGCAGGCAGGGGGGGACUUGCAGACAUGUAAACAGAUCCUCUGAGUGACAUGGCAGGUUUAACUAUAGUACAUCUAUCUAAGACUCUGGACAGCUGAAACCUGGGGUUUGGAAAUGCUUACUCAUACCAGAAUACAAAGCUCAGUUUAAACAGAUUUUGGGGAGCUAUUGUCCUCUUCCUUAGGACUGUGUCUCUUCAGACUCUUCUGGCUUUGCUGCCUUGCUUGUCUGAGGGCACCUUCUCUCCUACUUGGCACAGGUACCCUGUGUUGCUUUAAGUGUUUGUAAAGAACUAGUACUGGUCUUCAAAAAAUCAGAAAAGGAGAUGCAUUACUGCCUUCAGGUAUCAAUGCAAGAAUAUGGGAUCACAGGAUGGACUAAGCUGGAUGGUGCUGUUGUACAACAGACUGAAAACAGAAGCACUCCACCCACUACUGGCUCUUUGAAGCUUUUUUGGUCUUCCCACAGAGGUAGCAGAAUUCAUCCAAUAGAAAGGAAAGAUUGGUCCUGAAACAGAAAAGGAGGACGUUUUUACCUUGAUGACUCCUAUCUCAAAAUCCUUUUUUGGAAGAAUGGUUCUGAAAAUCCUCAAUUAUGACUUCCUCUUAAAAGUCCUACUACCCUUGAGCUACGUCUUUACCUAUUCUACUUCAAUAAACUGCUAUGCACUGCAAACACUUCCUGAUACCAAGAGACUGGCAGAACACAACAGAAUCCUGCAUAGAACAAAACUGAGCUAAUGUCUGUCAAAGUGGAAAACAAUUGUAGUAAGGUGAUGUGUAAUGACAAUAUUACGCUCAAGAUACUAUAUUCAGUCAAUACCUCACUUUUAAAAGCAAUUCACAGCUCCAAGACAAAUUUACACUAACAGAAAUAGGGGCCAUCAGCUCAAGCUUGACUUAGAAGAAUCUAAACAUUUUUAGUUGAUGGUAAAAGAUUACAAUUGCUUUGUCAAAAAAGAUUUUGCAGUGUUUUUAUGGAAAUAGCCUGCUGGUAAUAUUUUGUUACUGUGUAACACUUGGAUCUCAAUUUUUUUUUUCCCUGAAAGGUGGAUCCCUGAGUGGUAUUGCAUGCAGAGUUGCAGUUGUUGAAGUGAUCAGUCAAUGUGGUUGCAUAUUACAAGUAGAGGGUGACAUUUUCUCCUAUUUUUAUUCAAUAGUGGAAUUGAAUGAAGUUGCUGCAUUCGAAUAUAUCGGUCAUACAGUGCUUGCUUCAAUCCAUAAGUUUCAAAAGGGUGAGAUGAAGCUAACAGGACAAAUCCUUAGGUAGAGGGUACACUAUGAAUUUGCCAGAUCCUGCAAUAUCAGUUUUUGAGUACUUUCUGGCUCUAUUUUUCCUAAAGGUGAAUGGUUUUGAAUGGAUGUUACUGAUAAUCUUAAGAAAUGCUGUGUUUUGGUAUCCAUCUAUGUGACAGGCAAACUAAAGCAGUUCUUAAGUUAAAAGUGACUGUUCAAGAUGUCGGAAAAACCCCUUUGACUCUCAGAUGGAAAAUGAACAGGCCUUGAGGGUUCUACACCUGUUGGCUGUUGUGUUGUUUAGCCAUCAAAAGCCUGUGUAUGACAGAAACUUUGAUCCCAGAAGUUUCUGGUGCUUCAUGUUCUACUUUGUACUUUGGUGCUGACAGACUGCUUGUUCUUACCUCAGCUCUGCUGGGGUUUAUGGAGAAAAUAUUUUGUCAGCCUUGAUUUUUGCCAGAUCGACUGUGAAGUCUGCUUGGGUGUAGGUGAACAGAAGGAAAUUUAUUUUUCUGCGAGGUGUUGCUUGAAUGAGUAUCUUUACCGUCAUUCCCUUCAACAGCUGCCAUUCUAUGUCCCUUCUUCCUCCCUCCAGCAGGUGCCUCUGAGUGAUUCCCAGUAUCAGUGCUAAUACUGACCUCUACCCUGGGGCAUGUAUCCAGCUGCCAAAUAACAAAGGGAAAAGGGAAUGACCAUUGCUCUCCAGCCCAGCUGGACCUCUGAGCACUUCUGUGGAGCUCCAGCCACCCUUGUGUUCCUGGGCUGGAAGGGACAAUGUAGGGUGUCCGAGUAAGCAGCAAAAUACAGGAAGCAAAUGCUGAAGUCACAGCUGCUCCCACAAGUCAGAAGAGGCUUUCUGUGCUUCAAAAAGGGCUUAGCUAUUCAAAGCUGUGAGCACACAAGGGCUGUGAUGCUUAAACUCAGCGCUGUCAGUUGAGUCUGUUACCCUGGCAUUAUCCAGUCCACCACCAAACCCUGUCCCUGAGCACCUUAUCUACACAUCUUUCCAAUAGCUCCAGGAAUGGUGACUCCACCACACCCCUGGGCAGCCUCUUCCAAUGGCUGACCACCCUUUUGGUGAAGAAAAUUUUCCUAGUCUCCAAUCUAAAGCUCCCCUGGCAAACAAGGCCUUUUCCUCUUGUCCAGACUGACUCUCAGCUCAUUACAAUCUGCUUUCAGGCUGUUGCAGAGAGCAAUGAGAUGCCCCACUGAGCCUCCUUUCCCCCAGGCUAAACAACCCCAGUUCCCUUAGCUACUUCUCAUAAAACUUGUGCUCUAGACCCUUCUUGAAGAAUGUCUAGCCUUCCUGGACUUAUUUCCAAAGCAGUCCUAUCAGCCAGGCUCCUAAACAGCCCAAAGUCUGUACACCAAGUGUCCAGUGUGGCGGUUCUGCCAAAUUCUGGACACAUCUUCCUUCUACCCCUCCACCUGCUCCAUUCUCUGAAAAUCAAAAACUCAUUUAAUGAUUUCAUGCCCCAGAUGGUUUCCAACAGUCCUUUUCUGUUCGCAAACAACUAGAGUCUUCCCUAGCUGGCUCUCUCAUUAGCUAUGUUAGGAAGCUAGGAAUUUCCUGGACUUUUUUUCUCUGCUGUGCUCUAUGAGGUGGCAAGCAGCUAGAAUCAGAUAGAACCUAGAAGGAACCAUGUCUCCUAGCACCUUCAGCUAGGCAGCGUAAAUAGUCUUUACAGUGUGCCCAUCUAUUUUGUCACAGAAUUGAUCACACUGCAAUUAGGUGCUGCAAGCAUACAUGUAUGAGGAGCAGAAACCCACUGAAAAGGCUCACUGGUAGGUCUUUACCUACAUCUGCACCAAAAGCAGUUUUGAGGUUUCUGCCCUUUAAACUUUUAAUUUUCAAAACCCUGAGAAUCAAUUAUAAUGAUAAAUAACACUUCAGUUCUUUUGCCAUUUCUGUGAGACUAGAAGAGUUCACAAAAUGCUUUGGUUUUCUGUGGUGUAGGAAAAUUGCCAGCCAGGAGUUGGUAGAAAGUGUCAGUAUUUCUUUCUCCUCUAGUUUGGCAGCUGCAGAUCAGCCUGCCAGAAAAGCUGCUAUAAAGCUGGAUGUUAGCAAGCAGGCGGCUGCUCCUUGAGUCAAGGAAAUCUCAUUCUCUGACCCAAACAGGUACAGAUUAAUCAAUUUUUGUACAGGUCUGCAAAUGCAGGCUGGUCAUUUUUGAUUGCGCUGGUGAAGUCAUUUUUUGCUGGUUAUUGCUACUGUAAAGCCCCAAGAAGCUGACACUGUUUCUAAAAUCAGAGCAAUUUGCUAACAUAAAAUGUUAAUUGAUUAACUUGGUUUUGUUCAUGUCAUUUCUUGGGUCUAGAAUUGCUGUUUACUUGUAGAAAACAAUUCUUUGGGCAAGUUUUUUCUUGUGAUUUAUUUCCAGUUCAGCUUUCACAUUGCUAGAUUCUGCACUAACCUAAGAGAAAAAACAUUUGCUGUUAAGUAAGGGAUUAAUACUGCUGAUGAGAUGUGUCUGACACAGGAGGUUCACAGAUGUUCUUGCACAAGCCUUUAGAAGGGCAUUCAACAUGUGGCAUUGUAGGAACAGACUCAGCAAAUCUUAGGUAAGGAAAUUGACUUAAUAAAUCUCUUUUCAUCUAACUAGACGGAGCCAAAUCAGGUACUUAGCCAGAAAUUUUUGUUUAUUAGUGCAGUAUAAUUUGGUGCUUACAAAGCUCUCUGGUUUAGGCAGUGUUUGUGAGGUGAAGGCACAGUGGCAUUGGGAGGUUUCCUGCUGGAAGAGGGUGGUUCUGCUGGGAGCACAGCGGUGCUUGCUGCAGAGAUGCUACUCACAAUCAGACAUCCUCAUCCACAACCCAUCCCAAAAAAAUCACUUGACAUGAAAUCCAAAUAAAGCUGAGCUGUUUGGUUGA
Molecule: messenger RNA, 5229 nt
Organism: Pseudopodoces humilis (Tibetan ground-tit)
Lineage: Eukaryota; Metazoa; Chordata; Aves; Passeriformes; Paridae
Source: RefSeq, a predicted model, not a curated record